Messenger RNA from Cydia fagiglandana, 4651 nucleotides. RefSeq names its product ubiquitin carboxyl-terminal hydrolase 4 (gene Usp15-31). Bases 115 to 3030 code for a protein of 971 amino acids. Gene Ontology annotation, molecular function: cysteine-type deubiquitinase activity. The transcript has 14 exons. Lineage: Eukaryota; Metazoa; Arthropoda; Insecta; Lepidoptera; Tortricidae. Gene Ontology annotation, biological process: protein deubiquitination. The record is from RefSeq and is a predicted model, not a curated record.
CUAAUCAAAAUGGCGCUUAUGUCAGUGACAUAUCUAUUGCAAUGCAAUGUUUUAUAAUCAGAUUUCUUUUUAUUAUAGCCUUUUCAAGUAUAAUUAUAGAAUAAAACAGUGAUUAUGUCGACUAAUAAUUUGUCAUCAGUUCUAAAAUCAUGUUCGGAGAGUGAAUUAAUUAACGAAGUGGCGGAUAAUAACAUGACACCAAAACAGGUGGAAGGAUCCCGACUGAAGAGGACCUUUACGUUGCCUCGCAAUCCUUUUGGUACCACUAAACCAGGUUCCAGCAAAAGUAAGAGCAACGAUAGCGACAAUAAGCAAGUGAGUGCCAGCUCCACAAUCGCAGAACCCACGAAGGACGACGGUGUAAUUGAGAGGAAGUUGUUUAGAAGGCCAUCAUGGAAACGAUUUCUGAACAAAAUAGCGCAACAUAUGAGCACCGUUAAUGUGUCCGGGGUAAAAUCAGCUCCAGCAGUCUUGAAUGGUGAGAGAGUUCCGUGCAGCGGUGACCCUCCAUGGCCCCCAGGCUCCACUCCAGCUGCUACAGGCAUCAAAAACCAUGGCAACACUUGUUAUAUGAACGCUGUAUUGCAGUGCCUUUCACAUACUGAUGUUAUUGCAGAAUAUUUUGUGCUAGAUCAUUACAAGGUAGACUUACAAAAGAGGAAUAAAAUUAACUCAAAAAAAUAUGGCACAAGAGGGGAAGUAACGGAACAACUAGCAACUCUCCUCAAAGCUCUCUGGGCUUGCAGAUACACACCUGACAUGAGUACUGCAUUCAAGGGUGCAGUGGAGAGGCAUGGCAUGCAGUACAGAGGGAACAGCCAGCAUGACGCGCAAGAGUUUCUUUUUUGGUUGCUUGAUAAGGUCCAUGAAGAUUUAAACACUGCCACUAAAAAGAAAUAUAAAACCAUUAAGAACACAUGCGGUAAACCUGACGAGGUGGUUGCCGCGGAAACCUUAGCUAAUCACGCUAGAAGAAAUAGUUCAUUUGUCCAGGCAGUAUUUCAAGCUCAAUACCGGUCGGCAUUGACGUGCGCGAAGUGUGAGCGGACAUCGUGUACAUUCGACCCUUUCCAUUGCGUGAGCGUACAGCUACCGCCCAGGCCGGCCGCUGCACAAAUCUCUCCCUUACCUGUUAAUGUUGUAUAUGUGAACCAACAACCCCGCCAAGUCCGCAUCGGCGUUGAGCUGAAACCCAACUCCACAAUGGAAGACCUGCGAACAACCCUACAUACGGACACUGGCAUCGAACGUGACAACAUCAUUUUGGCCGAAAUUAAUGAAACUGGCUGGUGCGUGGCCCGCGCCGGGUGGGAGCCGGCGGGGCUGGACUUCGGCGCGCUGUACUGCAUGGAGGCGCCGCCGCUGCUGCAGACGCCCACCACGCCCUAUCUGCUCAUCCUCUGGGUCAACCUACUAGACGGGGAGCGUUUUGGAUCGCCGUACGCGAUGCAAGUGCCGCGCGAGACGUCGUACGUGGACCUGCAGAAGCUGCUGCUGAAGGAGAUGAGCGCGGUGGUGGCGGAGCUGGUGCUGGAGGGCGCGCAGGCCGCCGACAUCUUCCGCGCGCGCAUCGCCGAGCCGCACCGGCCCCGCGACCCCGCCUACCUGCAGCCCGAGCUUCCCCAUCCUUUGUUCGCUCUGGAUGUAGAGCAGGCGCUAUGCGCGCACGACAAGCACCCGCACCUCCGACUCGAGCUGCUAUGGGACCCAGCGCACAGAGACAGCAUAAUCCGGGACCCACUGGAGGCGUGCGAGGUGCACGUGUCGGCGCACGGCUCGGCGGCGCCGCUCACGCUGCACGCCUGCCUCGCGCACUACACGCGCGCAGAGCAGCUGGCCCAGGAGGACGCUUGGCGAUGCCCCCAGUGCCAGAGGUAUAUGCCGGUCGUUAAAACGCUCGGCCUGUGGUCGCUGCCGGAUAUCUUGGUCAUUCAUCUCAAACGGUUUCGGCAGCAAGCCAAGUGUCGAACGAGUACAAAGUUGACGACAAUGGUGGAGUUUCCCCUGAGCGACCUGGACAUGACGCCGCACCUGGCGCCGCGCGGCGACGGCGCGCACGCGCACGCGCACGCGCACUCGCACUCGGCCGGCCACUCGCGCUCCCCGCGCCGGCGCGCCUCGCGGCCCGGCCCCACCCACAACACCUACGACCUGUACGCCGUCUGCUACCACCACGGCGACGACCUCGAGACCGGCCACUACACCGCCGCCUGCCGCAACCCCUACGACGGCCGCUGGUACAAGUUCGACGACUCGCGCGUCACGCCCGUCGACGACGACAACGCCCCCGGCGAGCUCGUCAACAACACCGCCUACAUGCUCUUCUACAGGCGGAAGAGGCCCGCCGUCGCUCCCGCGCACGCCGCGGACGACGCGGGCCACUGGGCGCUCCGGAUGCCGAAAUACGUGAAACGACCGAGCGAAACUCUCAACGAGAUCGCCGAGGUGAAGGACGAAGUCGCCGAGGACGCUAAGAUCGAAGCUCCCGGCGACGAGCCCGAGUCCGAGUCGGAGAUCACCCCGCCGACGCGCAGCCCCUCGGCGCGGAGCGUCGCCAGCCUGCCCGACGACGGCGUCGCGGAGACCCGCCCGGCCGACCCCGCGCCCGUCGUACAUAACACCGCUAUUAUCCAAUCCCCGACUCUGCAGCGGCCGCUAAUAGUCGAGGUGAACGGCAACCGACCGACCGGCGGCCCGAGCGAGUGCGACAACGAAUCUAGCGCGUCCCUCGAACCGUACAUCCAUAAAGACGUGCACAUAAAUCCGAAGAUGACCCCCGUGGACACUCGGCGGCCGCGCUCCGUGGACUACCCGCCGCGCGGGGCGACCCGCGACGCCAACCGCAACUACGACAGCUCGCCGCUGGUGGCCAGCAUCAACGGCGUGGAGUACCACCCCACCACCGAGGACCUAGUGCUCACCAUGUUCCAGGACUCCAAGUACAUCGUUCCGCGCCACGCCAACAUCGCGGGGGAAUCUCAUAGAACAGGUGAAAAGUCUUCCGUUUGGAAAACUCGAAUAUCCACAUGAGAGCAACAGGUACCAUUGAAGGGUCAAAUGCGGUCCUACCCAUUAUUUAUUUCCUAUUUAACCAUAGAUCUGAUUGUUUUUUGUAGUUGACAGUUAAUUUAUUACGUUUUAUAGAGUUUGCAGUGAGAAUAUGUAACGCGACUAUCAGAAUUUUGAUUAUUUACGAACUACUCUGCAGCAAAGUUUGUACAUUAAAUCUCGUCAUAAAUGGUAUACUCUAUUAGUAGAUUCCGGACUACUUUACAACAGUUCACUAAAUCAAGUUAAGCUCAUAUUUUGCCAAAUAACACAUUUUGCUGCGGAGUGCUUUGUGGUCCAUUUAACGAAACUACAAUUAGACCAGAAAGACCUGUCUAAAACCCUGGUGUUGGUCAAACGACCACUUGUUUUUUUCUAAGUGCGUGAUAAACGCUUUAAUGUUGCCAAUUGAGGCUAGAAAGAUCAUGUAGAUUCGUGAAACGGACCAAUGAACUUUUAUAUUUAAUUUUUGAACAUGGAUUUUUACUAUUUGGAAACUUUAAUUCGUUAAUUGAUUCAUGCCAAAGAUUGGUUACUAAGAGCCGCAUAAUAUUGGACCAGUUUCGUAAAUUAAAUAACGUAAAGCAUUGUUGUGGUGUAGUGUCGUGUAUGGACUGUAGUUAACAGUAUAAUACCGUAGUUAGCGGCCGAUAUUAUCAAAUUUUCAUAACAAAUACCACACUAGUGCCUUGGCCCUUGGGAUGUUGUGAUUUUAAAAAUAUAAAACACCAUAUUUGCUGAUUUACAAUAGGUAUGUACGUAGUAAGAGUUAUAUUUGUAAAACGGUCGUUGUUGCACAAGACGCGUACUAUCCAAGUGAUAUAAUACUGGAAUUGCAGCUGAUUUCGGUUGGGUAAUGGGAAUAUUAUUUGGCUAGCAGCCUCCACCGGGAACGACUUGCAAGGUAUCAUGUGAUUUUAUGAAUAAUUAUAAUUUAUUUACGAAAUAUUGUAUAUAUUGGCUUUUAUACUUUGUUUCUACAGAUCACAAAUUUCUUACUGAGUAAAAAAAUGUAAAUACUGAAAAUAAUAUUUUCAUAUUUGCACAUAGAUUAGAUUAUGUAAGCUGCACUUGAUUGUGAAGGUUUUGUUUAUAAUUUAUGUUGAAAUUGAUUUAUUUAAAAGACAUUGUUAUAAGCGUAAAAGUAUCAGACUAAAUGGCCUAAACGGUACCUGUGAUCAUUUUGUCAGGGAUGCAUCGUGAUUCAUUAAAAAAAAAGAAACAUUAAUGUAUUUUGUCCCAAUACUCUGGAAAGUUACUCUUGCUGUGUAAGGCUGGCUCUCAUUAUUAAAUAUUAUAGUUUUAUUUUAAAUAAUUCGAAGAUAGACGACCAGUGUCAUAAACAUAUGCAUAUUUAAGGUUGGUUAUACAAUAGCAGCUAUUGACAUUAGGAAUUGUUUGAUCAGAUCUGCAUUAUAAUAAAUUACAAGGUAAAUAUAUAAACAUCACAUACAUACAUAAAACUUGAAGAUGCUUUAAUUCUCAAUCCAUGCGAUGGUCGUACAAUCUCCGAAUGUGUAUUGUGUUAUUUGUUUUAAUUUGAAAAUGUUUAUUUUACUUUCACAACGUUAUUUAAAAUAUAAGUGUUAUGUACCUACACGAA